Molecule: messenger RNA, 1627 nt
Organism: Gallus gallus (chicken)
Lineage: Eukaryota; Metazoa; Chordata; Aves; Galliformes; Phasianidae
Product: serine/arginine repetitive matrix protein 1-like
Exons: 9
Coding region: 44-1627 (527 amino acids)
Cellular component (GO): centrosome
Source: RefSeq, a predicted model, not a curated record
ACCCUGAAGGAGCAUCUGGACGAGAGCAGACGCAUCUGAAGGGAUGAGCUCCGGCAUGGCUGGCGCCAACACGGAGCAACCCGCUGGCACAAGGCGGAACAGGACGAGCGAGGCCGGCCCCGCAGCGAGGCGUGCCUCCAGAGCGACAGACACCAACACCGAAGAGCGAGUUGCCGUCUGGGAUGCGGUGGCCGCCUACGUACAGGAGCACCUCCUGGUGCAGAAGGGGGUCUGGAUUCCCACCUUCGGCUCAUUCGACACCAUCUCUAAAGACAUCAGGACUGCGGAUGGGACCGUGACUCUGCGGUGGCCCGUGUUUCAGCUGGCCAGGAACCUCAGAGCCAUGCACCACCUCGGGUCCGACAAGGACUCCCUGCCAGCCCAUAGGGAGGUGGAGACCCUGAAAUACAGCGAGGUGGCUGCCGCUGCCUCUGUGACCUGGCAGAGAGGGAAGACCUGCAUCCAAAGCACCGUGUCCCUCCUCUCCAACUGCCUCAAGAAUGGGGAGAACGUUGCCUUUGUCCUGAAAGACAUAGGAGUGCUCCUCUUUGAAGGCAUGAGCUUUGGAAUUAAAUACUAUUACGACUUCCUUGAGAAGCUCUCCGGGAAGGAGAAAUUCAGAAAAGUUGUUUUCAAGGCCCCCUGGCUGCUGGACACGCUGGUGUCCCGGGUGGCACCGGUGGCCUCCCUGACACACUCUGGCCACCUCGUCGUCUUCCCCAUGUUUCAGAAGCAGGUUGCACCCAAACCACCGCCCAGGAUAUUCCGCAAGGCCUCCGGAGAUCUCCAUGGUGAGGGGAAGCAAAAGAAAGAAGGGGCUUUGCCACCUCUUGUCCAGGGCAAGAAAGUGAGGUUUGCUGAAGUGCCAACGUACAUCAGACGCUUCAGCGUUGCAAGUACUGCUGGACAAAGCUCAAGAAGCAGAAGAAGCUUACAGCAGGAGAGCUUUUCGUCCAGUCCGCUGCCAGCGAUCCUGAGAACGUCUGAAGCCCGCGAGCAGCCGGUGACCUGGCAGCCGCAGGGCCAGGCAGGAAACGAACGCCAAGAACACCUGGGCCAAACAACGGGAAAAAAACAUGUCCGGUUCCGCGGAGAUGAACAAGGAGCGGGAGAGGACCGUGAGGCUGGAGCGGCGGCCAUGUGGAAAGCAAAGGCCUCGCACCCUCAGGUUGCCGGGAGGCAGGUGGCAUCUCGCAUCAAAGACAGGAGAUGUUCAUUAAGAGCUGAGUCCAGCCUGUCCAGGGAUACCAAAGGCCAUGCAUUCCGGCCGCCGUUACUGCAUCGUGACUCUGUGAAACUACUCAGGCAGAGGCAGAUGGCCAAGAAUGACAGGCCGGCGCAGGCAGAACCUCAGGAGAUGGCGGCAUCACCGUCUCACCAUGAGUGCAGCCUGCCUGAGGAGCCCUCCACCUGCAGAUCUGGUUUGCUGCCACCCACACGCAACAGACCAGAGUCUCCCAGGAGUCCGCCUCCAAGGACCACAGCCCCGCGCCGCAGGCCGCCAACACCCUACCCGUUUCUGCCACGUGACUCUGUCAAACUACUCAGGCAGAUGCAGAUGGCCACGAAGGACAGGCCGGCACAGGCAGAACCUCAGGAGACGGCGGCAUCACCGUCUCACCGAUAG